Molecule: messenger RNA, 904 nt
Organism: Tachysurus vachellii
Lineage: Eukaryota; Metazoa; Chordata; Actinopteri; Siluriformes; Bagridae
Gene: qrfp
Product: pyroglutamylated RFamide peptide
Exons: 3
Coding region: 442-798 (118 amino acids)
Molecular function (GO): orexigenic neuropeptide QRFP receptor binding
Source: RefSeq, a predicted model, not a curated record
AUAUAUAUAUAUGAAGAAAAAAAUAAGAAUAAAAAUAAAUAAAUGAAUGAAUAUGUACAAUUAAAGUUUCAAAUGAAUUUAAAAAUAUUAAAAUGUAUGAUACUAUAUAUUUCUAUCCCUUUCCCUAAUGAGCAGGCCGGAGGCGACGAAAGCAAGGAAAAUCUCCCUGAGAUGAUAAGGGGAAGAAACCUUGAGAGGAACCAGACUCAGAAGUGAACCUCAUCCUCAUUUGGAUUGUGAGCGGUCACGGUAAUUGGCCACUUAAACAGACUGUGUUUCCAGGACUGAGGAAUGUUGAUGGCUUUGAUGUGUGCGUCAUGGAGGUCGUAACCAAUGGCAGCUUCUGAUCUGAGGCUGUGACGGUGGGACUAGUUUGAAGCGAUACGUAUUUAAAGAAAAGGAGGGUGAAUGGGGAAAAGACACAAGGAAUUCUGCUAGAAGAUGAAACUCCAGACGUUCCACAUCUGCUCGUCUCUGCUCAUGUCCUUGCCGUUGCUCUGUCCUGAAGGAGGUCUGAGCUUCCCUCUGCAUCCCGUCCUACCUGAUUAUGAAGCUGCACUGAUCGAGGCCUGGGUGAAGCUGAUGGAGAAGAUGGAGAUGAUGGAAGCGGGCAGGAGGGCUCUCGGACCCUCUGUGAAACACCCGAUGGAGAUGACGUACUACAAGAGAGGAGAAGAAGAGGAAGACAUGGAUGAAGGUGCUGUACAACGAAAUGAAGUGCUCUCGUCCAUCGCCGGGGGUCUGCAAGCUUUCAACCGACAGAAAGGAGGCUUCGGAUUCCGUUUCGGGAGGAAGUGAUAAAGAAGGAAAGAAAAGAUGUGUGUGUGUGUGUAUAGGGAUUAGUACAUAUGUAUAUUUAUACAUAUAUAUUACAGUAUAUGUAUAUAUCUGUGUGUGUGUGUGU